AUGGUGAAGUCCAACCAGAAGCACUUUGUCGACUACUACGUGCUCUUAGGCUUCCAACCCGAAGACCUCGAAGCCAUCCUCGACCCCGAGGAAGCAGAGCGCUAUGUCGAAAAGGCUUACAAAGAAACGGCGAGGAGAAUCCACCCGGACAAGGUCAAAGUCGCCGGCCUCCCCGAAGCCGAAGCCACCGCGAAAAAAGAAGAAGCCACCGCAAACUUCCAAGAGCUCCAAAAGGCCUACGAGAUCAUGAAAAACCCAUGGAUGCGAGCCGAGUAUGACAAGACGCGCAAGAAAAACUCCACCCCGGAAAGCUUCAAACCCGGCCUAGUCCCCUCCGAAGGCCUCAGAUUCUCCGGCUACUCCGACGAGGGCAAGGGAUUCUUCAAGGUCUACGGCGACGUUUUUGAAAACAUAUACGCCAACGAGGUUGCGUUUCAAGAGAUGAAGGAGCUGCCAAAGGACUCGGAGAAGGUGGUGAAGCGACUGAAGCCUCCUCCGGAGAUAGGGGACGAGCAUAGCCCUUAUGCGGCGGUGGUGCAGUUCUAUAAUUUCUGGCUUAACUUCACGACGGUAAUGGACUUCACGUGGAUGGAGCCGCAUGAUGACUUGUCGGAGGCGCCGACGAAGAAGGGAGCGGCGGUGAUGCAGCGGAAGAACGUGAAGGCGAGGAAGAAGGGGAGGAAUGAGUAUAAUAAUAAAGUGAGGAGGUUGGCGCAGUAUCCGGAGUGGACGAAGCCGGUGGAGAGGAAGAGGAAGUAUGGUGUGGAGGAGAAGGAGGAGGAGGAGAGGGAGGAGUGGGAGUGUGUGGUGUGUAGGAAGGAGUUCAAGAGCGAGAAGCAGUGCUUGAAUCAUCAGAUGUCGAAGAAGCAUAGGGAGAUGGUAGCAAUGUUGAUGGGGUUGAAGAACAAGGAUUUGGUUCAGGACGUGUUGGAGUUGAUGGAGGAGGAGGAUGAGCUUGAUGAUGAUCAUGUUGAUGAGCUUUUGGAGGGAGAAGCUGAAGAAGAGAGUGAAGAAGAGGUUUGCGAAUGCGUUGAUGAAAAUCUAGAGCAAAAAGGUGGUGAAGAAGUCGAUAAUGAUGAAGUGGAAGAGGCGGAGGAGGAGGAGGAGGAGGAGAAUGAGAUGGAUGUGCUAGAGGCAAUGGUGGCUAGGCGAAAGACUAAUGUAAGAGUUGGUGAACCAAUUUUUGAGCCGAUGGCGACCAUUAUUGAUGUAGAGGAGGAUGAGGUGGAGCAUGAGGAGACAAAGAAGAGGGAUGAGAGUGCAGAGAAGAAACCGAGGAGGAGGAGGAGUGUGAAGAGUGGUGGAAUCAAUGAACAUGAUGAUAAGAAGAAAUCGAAACCGGAUUCCGGUGAGGAAUCUUGCGUCGACAAUGGGAGUGAAGAUGAGCAGAAGAGAAAGAAGGGAGGGAAGAAGGAGAAGAGGAGCAAAAAGAAUAGCAAGAGUAAUGGUGAGAGUGAGAUUGCCGGUGUGAAGAGUUCCAAGUCUGGUAGUAGGGGACCCUAUGCAGGGAAGAUGAGUAGAUGUCAUCGUCAAAAAACUACUUAA
This is a messenger RNA of Fragaria vesca subsp. vesca, 1545 nucleotides long. RefSeq lists its product as uncharacterized. Lineage: Eukaryota; Viridiplantae; Streptophyta; Magnoliopsida; Rosales; Rosaceae. The record is from RefSeq and is a predicted model, not a curated record. The transcript is spliced from 2 exons. The coding region runs from base 1 to 1545 and encodes 514 amino acids.